GGCUCAAGGGCCGUUUUGGAAAGUGGUCACGUGAUUUGGAGGAAGCUCGCAGCUCGGAGGAGAAACUUACCCCCAUAAAACUUCAGCUUCACUCCUGCAGGAAUGUCACCGUGGUUUGUAUUAACGAAACCAGACGUUUACAAGACUCAGAGUGUGAAUUAAAGCAGCUGACGACACCCGCGUCGCACCGCGUUUCUCUCAGAGUCACGUCAGUAAGGCAGGAGAGAAGCUUGGUGAAAGAGGAUGGAUGGAGUCAGCUGGAGCACCACAAGGGCCCAGGAGUCAUUCAGCCGCUCCCAGACCGCAGCAGACACACUGUCCAGGCUCGCCAGCUUCAUUGCACGGACUGAGACAAAACAGCACACACGAAACCAAAGGCAGCAAUCCCACCUUUCCAUGUAUGUUUGUCAAGAAUGUGGUAAGGGCUUUCCUUUUGCAACAGAUCUGUUGCACCACCAGGAACUAAAACACACAUUACCCAAGCCUCACCGUUGUCCCUCCUGCGGGCUGGAGUUCUCCCUGAGGUCAUCCUUACAGCUUCAUGAGUGUGAUCAUGAUUCCUCCCAGUGUGAGCUCUGUCAUGGAGAGUCACGGCUUGGUUCUCCGUGCCCUGCAUGUACGACCUCAGAUCCUGGCAAGUCACCUCACCUCCUGGACAGUAGCCCUUAUGCAUGUGCCCCAUGUGGGAGAGGCUUCAGCCAGAAGCAGGCUCUGCUGCACCAUCAGCAGGCUGGUUGUAGUGAGCCACCAUCCCCAUCAGAUGUAGUUGAUGCCAGUAGCCUUCCAGAUGAUUCUCCGCCAGUUUCUGAGGGAGACUCCACUCGCUCCGAUUCUUCAGACACCCCAGGGCCCAGCAGCAGAGCUUUCAAUGUCUGCCAGUUCUGUUCGAGGACCUUCCGCACCGAGGUUGGACUGCAACGCCAUGUACAGACCAACCAUGCAGAGGAGCAGGCUCCACAGGGGCAAAAGACCAAAGGAGAAGGUGCUAGUGGAGAAUUAAGGAAAGGAGGGAUUAGCAACGUGAAUGGAGAACCAAUUAAAAGUCCAAAAUCCAAACAGAAGCAUCUAAGUUGUCGCUCUUGUGACAUGGUUUUCAGGAGCACCUCUAAGCUGUACCUGCACAGAAAAGAGAAGCACAGCAGAGAGAAAAAUGUUGGGAGGGAAACCAGGCCAGUCGUUAUUAAGCGCAGGAGAGGAGGCGUGUAUCCAUGUCAGGUCUGCGGAAAAGUCUUCGUCCAUCAUUUGUCACUUAGGGCACAUUUCAGACAGCACACAGCCUCAAGUUUCACCACAAUCAAAGACAAAGGCCAGUCUGUGGGAUGUACCACCAAAGACUCCAGCUUAUCGGAAAAUAGACCAAAUAAAGUAAAGACCAGCAUAGGAGGUGACAAGACUGUUAAGGCUGGUCGAGGGAGGCCCAGGAAGGUGGCCAGAUUAGCUAACAAGGUUACUGAUCCUGAAAGAUGCAGAGAUGUGCCUGAAGUGGAGGAGAUGGAGGAGAGAGAGUUCCCGUGCCCCUCCUGUGCUGAGGUUUUUUCGCUGCAGUCGCAGCUAAGGGAGCACGUGGAGCUCCACCAGUCGUCCGUGAAGAGGAGACAGUGCUGCGUGUGCACAAACGAGAUGGACACCUGUAAAUGGCCCGGCUCGAAGCGGCAGAGGCUGUACCACUGUGUGCCCUGCCAGCAGGGCUUCUCGGCACUGGACUCUUUCCUAGAACACUGUCAGGAGCACCUGCGAGUCAGGGUGGAGGAGGACAGCGUCACAGAGGGCUACACACACCAGGCCAGCAAAGCCUGAGAUUCAGUUUGAAUGUCAUCAGCGACUGCCUUGUUGCCUUGAGGCGUUGGAGAGCGGAGAGUAAUGACAUCUUUAAUAAAUUCUUGUUGAUUAAUCAGGUCAUUGAUUGAGCAUUUUUAUACCUACGCUGUUGCUUUAAUGGUAUCCAUAGCAACAUAUGAACGGUUAAAGGACCAUACUGGAGUUUUUGCAUUUUCUGUUCAGCCCUUUUACUAUAAAUCCAAUAUACGUUACUGCCAGCCUUUUUCCAAAGUGUGACACAGUUCUUUUCAGAUUCUCACCUUUUUGUUCAUUUUUAGGCAGCGACUUGUUCCUUUAAAUCAGUUCCAUCACAGUGGCCAUUUAGCUGGUUAACCUUUUAAGGUCAUCACUUGCAAGUUAAUACAUUUGAACAUUUUUGUGUUCAUGUGCUUAUGAGAUGUUCCACCUUCUCAGAUUUGAGUCACUUACAGAGCAGCAUUUCAAAAAGGAUCAUGUUUAUGUUGAAAAUAGAAGAUAUAUUGGAGUAUCCCACAAGUAUUUAUGUGCAGCAACCAGUAAAGAACACUCAUCAAGUUAUUCAUUAUUUCACCUUUAUUACAACAUAAAGAAAUUGCAACUUUGACUUAAAGCUGGAGUGUGGGAUUUUUACAUUUACAAGAACAGCUACCAAAUUCGAGCCCUCUCCAAACAAGUUCACAUAAUGCGGAUUAAUCUAAUGACCGCCCGGUAAAUAUCUCUAAACUGUGUUAGUGGCCACGCUCCCUCGUUUGCCAGAGUAGCGACAGCCACAGCUCAGUAUGGCAGAUCCUGUACAUCAUAAGCAUGUUUCCACAGUAUUUUACUGUAUUUACUCUCAAGGGGGGAGACAAACGUUCCACACUGCAGGUUUAACAUAAGUCUGUUGAAAGUUUAACGAAAUAGAUUGAAACUUGUGGCAGUUGAAAACCAAAACAUGCAAAAACAGCAGUAUGCUUCCUUUAACAGAGUUUGGCAUAUCAUUUCACUAUCAUUAACACGCCACUACAAAACAAGGCCUCGUUACCUAAAAAGAUCUUAAAGCUAAGAAGAUCUUAGCCCAGGUACCGACAAUAGGAUCAAGAUCAUCUUACCUGAAGGAGGCCAUCUGCACAACCACCACCGUUCUGCCAGAGAUAUCUUGUUCGCUAGAGUCUGUUUUACAGCAGACACCUGUAGAGCUUUAGUUAACUACUGUCAGAUGUGUCAGAUGCUGCAUUUUAGUUCUUUUUCUUAUAAUUUUGGCAGGAACUCUGGUGCCAUGGUAGUCCCAUGGUAUGAGUGAAAUCACUUGUUUUGAGCGCUUUUAUGUGUUUGGAGGUUCUGACAUAAGUAGUACUUAUUAAUCCAUAGAUUGAACAAACCCAAUGGCUGUCAUGGAUAGUAAUACCCAAUACAAUGCCCUUCAUUAUGUCUCUUUAGCUGGCAGGUACUCGGGUGAUAUUACAUUGCUAUGCAAACAGACUGAUGCUCCCCUCAGUAUGGCUGUGAUGCUUGAUAAGUGCGCUUUGGUGAAUCGACUAGGAUCAACAUGAGUAUUUUUUUUAUGUGUUUUUUUCUAAAGGAUUUUCAGCUACUGUUUUCAAAGUGCUACUGUGAAAAUGUAGGAAAUGAUUAAAUAGGUUUUGAAGCUUCCACUUUUCCGAGAUCUUUUGUAAAUCAGUUUGUGGCUCUUUAUAGAUAACAUAAUUAAAACUUAAUACAAAGAGA
Molecule: messenger RNA, 3504 nt
Organism: Micropterus dolomieu (smallmouth bass)
Lineage: Eukaryota; Metazoa; Chordata; Actinopteri; Centrarchiformes; Centrarchidae
Exons: 2
Coding region: 244-1797 (517 amino acids)
Biological process (GO): regulation of transcription by RNA polymerase II
Cellular component (GO): nucleus
Molecular function (GO): DNA-binding transcription factor activity, RNA polymerase II-specific; RNA polymerase II transcription regulatory region sequence-specific DNA binding
Source: RefSeq, a predicted model, not a curated record